ACUAACAGAUUAAUUGUGUAGAGGUAAUGAGAUGCUUUGAUGUACACCAGGAUGUGUUAAUGUGCAGUGGUCUUAAUUGUUGUUAUCAGGGCCAGACUGCUCCUCCCACUGGACCCCCCAGAGGGCGGGAAUGAGAAUUAGAGGGAGACGUGCUUGGAUUGUGUGUGUGUAAAAAAAAAUGGGGGCAUCCAGUUUGGUCCCAUACUGAUUCCAAGAUCCCGAGCGCGGCGGGACGCACAUGAUCUCCACCGAUGACCUGGAGUACCCGCGCGAGUACCGGUCGCUGGGCAAUGGCGGUCGGCGCUUCUCCAACGUGGGCCUGGUGCACACGUCCGAGCACCGGCACACGGUGAUGGCCGCCCAGAGCCUGGAGGCGCUCAGCAACCUGCACAAGGCUGACAUGGAGCGCAAGCGCGACGCCUUCAUGGAGCACCUGAAGAACAAGUACCAGCAGCAGCAGCCACACUCGCUGCCCCCGUCACCCUCACCCUCGCACUCCAGCAUGAGGGAGAGGCCACAGGAGAGGAGUGCCCGCGAGCAGCAACAGCCAAACUACUGGAGCUUUAAGAGUCGCAGUCCGAGGCACUCUCAGUCCACCCAGUCGGGCCUGGCAGAGCAGGCCAGUAAGCUGUCCUUCGCCUCGGCCGAGAACCUGGAGAGCAUGUCGGAGGCCGACCUGCCCAUGGGCUUCAGCCGCUCCAGCCGCUUCCGCCAGAGCCUGCCGCUCUCGCGCUCCGCCAGUCAGUCCAAGCUCCGCUCACCUGGCGUGCUCUUCCUGCAGUUUGGCGACGAGACGAGGCGGGUGCACAUCACGCACGAGCUGACCAGCAUGGAGACGCUGCACGCCCUCAUUGUGCACAUGUUCCCGCAGAAGCUGACGGCGGGCAUGCUCAAGUCGCCCAACACGGCCAUCCUCAUCAAGGACGAGGCCCGAAACGUCUUCUACGAGCUGGAGGACGUGCGCGACAUCCAGGACCGCAGCAUCAUCAAGAUCUUCCGCAAGGAGCCCAUCUACGCCUCCUACCCGGCCUCACACCUCGCCAACGGGGACCUGCGGAGAGAGAUGGUGUACUCAUCCCGCGAGUCCUCACCCACGCGCCGUCUGAACACGCUCCCCUCCUCCUCCUCCGCCUCUCCCCCCUCCAACUCCCCGGCCCGCUCCCGCCUCUCCUACAGUGGCACCACGGGCCGCCCGCCCUCCUUCCCCCCGCACCCGCACGGCCACCACGGCGCACAGCACCCCCACCCCCACGGCCACCACGGCCCCCAGGCCGCCAACGCCGCCCCGGGCCUGUCCCACUCGCCCAGCGCCAUCCUGGAGCGCCGCGACGUCAAGCCGGACGAGGAGAUGUCGGCCAAGAGCCUGGUGCUGCUGAGGAACGAGGGCCUCUACGCCGACCCCUACAGCCUGGUGCACGAGGGCCGCCUGAGCAUCGCCUCCACCCAGUCCCUGGCCACGCUGUCGGGGCCACUGGACCCGCUGGGCCCCGGGCUGUACCGGCGCGGGUCCAUGCGCUCUCUCAGCACCUACUCGGCCGCCGGCCUGCAGGGCGGCGACGUGGAGGACUCGCUGUACCGGCCCGGCGCAGGCCUCUACACGGACACCUACGCCACGCUGGGCUUCCGGCUGCCUCCGUCCUCGCCGCAGAAGCUGGCGUCGGCGGGGGACGGGUCGGCGAUGAGGGACCGGGACGUGUUCUCCAGCCCGCCCAGCCGCGCCUCCCCCGUCCGCCAGAGCUUCCGCAAAGACUCGUCCUCCUCCGUGUUCGUGGAGAGCCCCAAGUCCAGACCCAGCUCCAGCUCGGAGCCGCUCAGCCUGCACAGCGCCAACUCUCCGCAGCCCGAGGGCGAGACACGGGAUCGUAUGGAGGCCAUGGAGAAGCAGAUUGCCAGUUUAACUGGUCUGGUGCAGAGUGUGUUGACCAGAGGUCCGGACAGCGACAGCACGUGCGGCCUGCUGCGUCUCUGCAUGAUGGCGGGCUGCCCUCCGGACCAAGGGGUGGAGUUUUCACGGCCCUUCCCUUUCUCUUCCAGCGAGAAGACCGAAUCAGCCAGCGACGGCUCAGCCACAGGAACUCGCCGUACUAAGAGGAAAGAUCAGACUCCCUCCGCUCCGCUGGCCCUCAUGCCUCCGCCCCCGUGCGGGGGAAGCCCUGCUAGCACCGUCUCAAAGCUCCAGAUGCAGCUCAACCUGCACGACCUGAAGCAGAAUGCCACUGACCUGCGCAAACAGCUCAGCCACCUGCGCAAGAUGCAGGUCCAGAACCAGGACUCGAUGCGCACCAUGAUGAAGCGGACAGAGGGUGAGAUCACCAUGCGUGUGUGUGACGCGCUGCGGAAGCAGGAGGACCCGCUCCAGAGACAGCGCCUCCUAGUGGAGGAGGAGAGACUCAAGUACCUUAACGAGGAGGAGCUCAUCAUCCAGCAGCUACAUGACCUGGAGAAGUCUGUGGAGGAGAUCCAGAAGGACUCGACCACCAAUCACAAGCAGGUGCCCAUGCAGGAUCUGGAGGAGAAGGCUGCUGUGCUCCGGAGACUGGGGGAGACCCUCACAGAGCUGAAGAAUCAGUUUCCCGGUCUGCAGAGUAAGAUGCGGGUGGUGCUGCGGGUGGAGGUGGAGGCAGUGAAGUUCCUGAAGGAGGAGCCCCACAGACUGGAUGCUCUGCUGAAGCGCUGCAGGACCAUCACAGACACACUCACAGGACUGCGCAGGCAAGUGACUGAAGGCGUGUGGCAGAGUCAGGAGGACGGCGUUGGGGAAGACUACAGGAAGAGUGUGGACUUUGACCUCCCUACCAGCCCACCCCUGAGCAUCAACGACAGCCUGUCCAACUGGAGCCCCCACUCCCACACCCACAGCCACAGCCACAGCCACAUCCACUCCCACGGCAGCCACCAAUCCCCGGGCCACAGGGACUCCCUGAAGGGCCGGGACGAGCAUGGCGGCCGCAUGGGGCCCGACAAGAGCCUCUCUGUGGAGGUCCGACUGGCUGCGGAGCGGGACUGGGAGGAGAAGCGCGCCAGCCUGACCCAGUACAGUGCUCAGGACAUCAACAGGCUCCUGGAGGAGACGCAGGCCGAGCUGAUGAAGGCCAUCCCCGACCUGGACUUCGCCGCCAAGCAGAUGAAGACCCAGCAGCCCUUCAUCCAGGCCGCGCCCAGCAGCGGCAGCACCAACGCCAACGUCAACGCCAACGCCACGCCCGAUCACAGGCCCCCCAAACCCCAGCAUUCCUCACACAAGAUCUCCAGAGAGGGAAGCUCCAGGCGUGGGUCAGAUGAACUGACAGUGCCGAGGUAUCGCACUGAGAAGCACUCCAAGUCCCCGCCUCCUCCCCCUCCCAGACGCAGUUUCCCAUCAUCCCCUGGGCUUACCAACCGCAGCGGAGAGCCCAUAACGCCUGACAAGAGCCUCAAGAAGUCUGAAUCUGAGGACUCGGACCUCCCGAAGCCCAUGGUGAAGCUGAGGAAGACCCUGUCUGAGGUGCCCCGCCCCGCCUCCACCCCUCCCACCACAGGAGCCCAGAGGGAAGGGGGGGACGAGGAGAGGUCCAACGCAGACAUGGAGGUCCCCCGCAUAGUGCUGACUGGGUGUCACUCUGAGGCUCCACCCAGAGAGGCCCACCAAUCAGCUCCGCAGUACAACAUAACAGGAAGUGACAGGUUCAAGCGAGGUCCCCACCGACACAGCGUCACGGGGGCUGAGACAUUAGUGUGGAGACAGAGCCUGCUGGCAGACAGCAGCCUGCAAACGACUCCAGGGGCUCUCCAGUCCCAGAGGAGGCUCCAGGCAGGAGGCGCCGCUGGGUCACAGCCGCGCCCCAAGAGCCUCUCGGAGGAGCAGAUGGGUGUGAAGGGGGCCCUGGAGGUGGAGGCCCAGCCGGCCAGAGUAGGGACCACAGGCGAGGACAUCCGCAGCAGAACCUACCGCCGGCUGGACAGCCUGGAGGACACCAUCCGGGAGCUGGAGAACACUCUGAUGGAGAUCGGGGCUCACCCCAGCUCUGGGCCCGUCUCCCCCCUCACGCCUCCACCCGAGUGCCCUUCUGACAGCGCGCAGCCGGACCCGACGCCCGCAGAGCCAGCAGGAUCAGGGGGGAACAAGAGGCCUCCGGUCCCGCCAAAGCCCUCCAUCAGACCUCCUUACAUCCAGAGUGGAAACAGCUCCUCCUCUGGUGGAGGUAAGGGACUGCACUCCUCGGCAGCCUUGCGUCUGAAACACCUGCAACAGAGCAACCCGGAGAAGAGCAAGCUGUCCAAGCAGCGCGAAGAGUUCCUCAAGAGCCAGGGCCAGUUGCAGCAAUGAGUGACCCAAGCUGAUCUGGCACGAUCCGACCCAAACCCUCCCACCUCUUCCUCAUCAACCUUCAGAUCUGCAUCUUAGCACAUACUUCACUCCCAACACCUCUUUUCAGAUAUGCUAUGUGAGAUUCACAAGUGUGUGUGUGUGUGUGUGUGUGUGUGUGUGUGUGUGUGUGUGUGUGUGUGUGUGUGUGUGUGUGUGCAGGUGUGUGCAGGUGUGUGCAGGUGUGUCUGUGAGGAAAUGCAUCUUCUUAGCUUUUGCUUUUUGCUUUCUUCACUCCACCUUUUCUUAUGACAUCUUCUCUCUGAAUCCUUUCUCUACCUUUCCUUGUCCCUUAUCGCCCCACCUCUCCUCUCCACACCCUGCUACUGCCCCAAAUACCCCCCCACCCCCACCCGCCCUUCAGGCCCUGGGUGGCAGCAUCCUCACUGACCCCCUUCUCACGGGCACCCGAGCCGCCAGCUUCUCCGGCCGCCUUCCCUCCUCGGGCGGCUCGUCCGUGACCCUGUUCGCCCCGGGGCUGCGCAAGUACCCCCAGGAUGGCGGGGCACUCCCAUCGCUCAGUGCCUCCUCCAGCCAGGCGAGGGCGCUGUUGGCCAGCCUCUCGGCCUCCAGCCUCGGCGCCGAGGCCCUGCUGCUGUCCUCCACGCUGCGGCAGCACCGCCUCCUCCACCCAACGCAGACCAACGGACGCUCAACCUCCUCAUCCCCCACCUCUUCCCCCACGACCACCCCCUCCUCCUCCCCAUCCACCUCUCCCUCAAACUCCUCUCCUCUCACCUCUCUCACGCUGUCCUCUCUGGGGCUGAAGAGUGUGGGUCACAGUCUGAAGAACCCAGCGUCUGGCCUGGGCACGUACAAGGAUAGCAGGAGCAAGCCCAUGCCCAAGGCUACGUCGUCCGAAGCUGUGUGAGGCCUGGGAAAAGGUGGCGCAAAGGAGGUGCAGAGAAGAAGUAGCAGCACCCCAUGCCAAAAAAAGAAAAUACUCCCGUUUUACCCACAUUCCCCCUUUCAAAGGAUCAUCAAAAACACAAACACAGCACACAAAGACACAACUUGCCUCUCCCUCCAGUUUUGUUUUGUCUCUGCCAGUUUUGUUUUGUCUCUGCCAAUUUUGUUUUUGUUUUUCUGUCUCCUUCUAAUCAUCCAGUUUUGGAGUUAAGCAGACUUCACCUCCCUAUCCAUCCUCCAUCCCUCCCCUCUCCAUCUGUGGGUCUCCCUGCCAUCUGCGGCUCAGGCUGAGCUCGACUUGUGGCCCAUCCCAGCCACAGUGCCCUCAGGUUGGGCCCAAGUCCUACCGCCCGCCUGGCUGGCUGGACCGAAGCUACAUGGAACAGACCGGCAGACCUCUGUGUGCUGGCACUCAUGCGGGGGAGGGCGAAAGAAACCAGCUGGACCCAGGCUCAUCACACGUCACCCAUUUGCCAAACUUUCACAUCGGAAUGUAGUGGAGACAAACUUCCUUCCAGUAUAAUAUCUAGACUGUGAACUAUGUUAUAUCAAGUAGAGUUGCAAUAAUAGCAAAACAGUGAAUAGUUUUUCGGUGUGUGUCCAGAUUUGUAUCACUGUUAUCACAAAAAGAGUGGGAACCAUGUUGAGGCAGAGGUGAAAAAAAAGAUGUGGAAAUAUGAAACACAAAAUGGCAGGCUUCUGUUCUUGACCUGUUGACACAAAACAAUGUUUCAAUUGACUGUAGUUCAACACUGGUGCUAUCAUUUUUCAACAUUUGUUCCUUUCAAAACUCCAGCCUUUCUCCAUGCACGCACAAGCACACAUGAAGGAAGCCCACAUAUUCACUGCCUUUGCCUAAACAUUCCAUGAUGUCACCUUUUUGGCCACCAUCUUUUCUCUUUGUGUGUGGGCAUUUGGUUGGCAUAGCAACAGACAGGGUUGUGAGAUUUUGGAGGCUGAUGCUCGAAGCAGGAUUACAGAAGCUGCAGUUGCCCUGCUGGCAUCCUUAGAGCAGGAAGUCUGAUUGGCAUCCUGUGUACUUAGUAUUUAGUCCCAAUAAACGCAUAAACAAGAUUACCAAAAGAUAGAGUGACAGCAGCAGAAGGGACCGCUAGUGCCCAAGUCCAAGUCCGAGUCCAACAGGAAGUAGCAGCAACAUGAGAGAUGGUCCUCAACAGCAGGUCAGAGCACAAGACUUUAGCUUUAGAGAAGCAAAGUUAGAUGUUAGCCGUUAAAAGCAGUUCACUGAAUAAGCACAAGUUACAUUUGUGGACCAAAGGGAAACAUGCCUGAGGCAUACUGACCCAACGAUGGUACCUGAAAAUUUGGAAAUGGGACAGGGUUAGUCAUCCUUACAUGGUCAACACUUUAAGGUGUGUCAAAGCCAGCCUUGCCUGGAAGAAGCUCUGCAUGUUCCACUGCUCCCCGCUGUAGGGCUUAGAGUGGGGUUCAGUCAGAGGUGCAUGAGUAGCAGGGAGGGGAGGUGGGGGG
Molecule: messenger RNA, 6745 nt
Organism: Clupea harengus (Atlantic herring)
Lineage: Eukaryota; Metazoa; Chordata; Actinopteri; Clupeiformes; Clupeidae
Gene: srcin1a
Product: SRC kinase signaling inhibitor 1
Exons: 20
Coding region: 239-4306 (1355 amino acids)
Biological process (GO): regulation of dendritic spine morphogenesis
Cellular component (GO): postsynaptic density; actin cytoskeleton; cytoplasm
Source: RefSeq, a predicted model, not a curated record